Messenger RNA from Jatropha curcas, 904 nucleotides. RefSeq names its product BTB/POZ domain-containing protein. The record is from RefSeq and is a predicted model, not a curated record. NCBI's taxonomy places the organism in Eukaryota, Viridiplantae, Streptophyta, Magnoliopsida, Malpighiales, Euphorbiaceae. Gene Ontology annotation, biological process: ubiquitin-dependent protein catabolic process.
CAAGUCCAAUCCAGCGAUUGGAGCACUAAAGCCCGCGAGCCAAGCAAGACCCACGACUCUAAAAUGCAAUUUUAAGACGCUAUGCAAACAAAUCCAAAUCCUCAUAGAGAAUAGAAAAGGAAUCGAAACUCUCUUCCAUUUCGGUCUCCCGGAUCACCAUUGAUUUGGGUCGAAAGGAGAAAUCUCUGUGAAAGGAAGAAGAUGAGGAAGGAAGACACAGUUAAGCUAAUCAGCGCUGAGGGCUUCGAGUUCGUGAUUGACAAGGAAGCCGCCAUGGUUUCCCAAACCAUACGCAACAUGCUUACCUCUCCAGGGAGUUUCGCAGAGACACAGCAUGGAGAAGUGACAUUUCCUGAGAUAAGUACUGUAAUUCUGGAGAAGAUCUGCCAAUAUUUCUAUUGGUCUCUUCAAUAUGCCAAUGGAAAGGAGACUGAAUUCCCAAUUGAACCUGAACUGACUCUGGAUCUGAUGAUGGCUGCUAAUUAUCUCCAUACUUAAACUGAAUUACUUUAGUUACUUCUUGGGUAACUAAGCUAUCUUGACAUUGGAUGUCACAGCAUGACAUUGUUGCCCAAGAAGGCUCAUAGAUCAUAGGACUUCUACACCUGUACCAUGGAUUGAAAUUCAGAGUGACAUUGCAAUGUGGUUUAUUUGUCAACUUGUAAUGUCAUUGAUUCAACUUUAAACAGUUUUCAGACUCUGUAGCCAAUUGAACAUGACUAUUGAAUGAUGUAACUUUGCUACUACAGAAGCUGUUCAAGCGUUGGUGAUGUGUUCGUCUCCUUUGAGCUGUAUAUUCUGUGGAUACUGUGCUAUAAUCUGAUGUGUUUUUCAUUCAUUUUUUUCCCCUGUUUUUUUGGCUUGAUUAGUUUCAAUGUGAGAGACCAAUUGAAGGUUUCUGAAA